Paramacrobiotus metropolitanus is the source of this 1218-nucleotide messenger RNA. Its product is annotated as BTB/POZ domain-containing protein 2-like. Lineage: Eukaryota; Metazoa; Tardigrada; Eutardigrada; Parachela; Macrobiotidae. The record is from RefSeq and is a predicted model, not a curated record. Bases 1 to 1218 code for a protein of 405 amino acids. Gene Ontology annotation, cellular component: cytosol. The transcript has 6 exons. Gene Ontology annotation, molecular function: protein binding. Gene Ontology annotation, biological process: neurogenesis.
AUGUCAGAAAGUGGAGUUUCGACGACCGACGUGCAGUUUUCAAUCGGGCGAUUUUUCGGCCCGGCAAAGAUCUUUGGAGCGCAUAAGUCCGUUCUAAGCAGCGCAAGCGAUGUCUUCCACAACAUGCUUAACGGCAGUCAGCCAGCGACAGGUGAUGGCCCAAUCGACAUCCCCGAUAUUCUUCCGGAAGCGUUCGCAAAUAUGUUAAGGUAUAUCUACGCCGAUGCGCAGAACGUAGCAAUAAAGGACGCUUUCCCCACAAUGAUGUGCGCUGAUAAAUACGGCCUGCCGUUGCUGGUUGACAAAUGCUUUAACCUCGUCCUCGAUGACCUCAGUGCAAAGACCGGCGAUGCUAAUCGUUACUUGCUGCAUCUGGAUAAUGCGCUUACGUGGGCUGUCGGUAUCGGAAAUGUCGUGGAAACCUGCUUGCACUUCGUGGACGUGCACUGUGUGGAGAUCUUCAAAUCGGAACUGUUCAUUGAAUUGCAACCCACGACCCUGCAGAUGAUUUUGGAGCGCAAAACGCUGUUUGUCGAGGAAAGCGUUAUUUACGUGGCCGUAAACAGAUGGGCUGCAGCAGCAUGCACUCGGAACAAAUUGUAUCCUACACCGCAAAACCGGCGCCAGGUUUUAGGAGACAUUUUGUCCCUUAUCAGAUUCCCAUUGAUGACCGUUACCCAACUCGUCGACGGCCCCUUGAAGGAUACGUUGUUACUGCCAUCAGACUUCACGGACAUUUGCCGCCACAAAGAAUAUCUCACCAACCACCCGCUCCGCUUCUCCACGGAACCCCGCCGGUCCCCGGUGAUUUGUGUUGGUGACUGGGAGUUCCAACACAAGGAGGAAGUGUUCGCGAACGAAAUGGACUACUGGUGUCCUGCGGUAGUGAUCGGAGCUCGUGGAUCGGAAGUCGUCUGUAAGACCUUGGAGACUGGCAAAGAAGACCUGGUUAAUCGACGUCCAGAAACGAUAAUUCGCGCGGCCGACUAUUUAGAAUACUACGAGCCCAUCCUUCACGGGAGUCGUGGCUUCCAUGAAGAGGCCACGUAUAUCAAAAUGAAGGAUGCCCAGCAUAUCAUCCUCGUGGCGGGCAUAAAACGUCAAGUUCAGUUCAGUGAGAUUCUACUGAAACAUACGCAGACAACAGCAUGGAUAAGCACUAUGGAGAAGGAUAACAGGAAGGUUCACAUCGUUCCCAUGCGGAAGCGUAUAGAUUGA